GGGAUGCCUGAACGUAAAGGUAGCGAUAAAGAUGCUGAAGGUAUGCAAACUCUAUUGGUAAAACUAGGCUACAAAGUAGCAAUGGGCAACAAUUUGAGUGCAGCUCAAAUGAAAGAUGUAUUACAACGAUGGGCCGCCAGGGAUCAUAGUACUUGUGAUAGCUUCGUAUGCGUGUUAUUAAGCCAUGGCGAGCAAGGUAAAAUAUUUGGCACUGAUACCGACGUGGAUAUCGAAGAAUUACUUGGACUGUUUAGAGGUAAUCGUUGCGCUUCACUGGCUGGAAAGCCAAAGUUAUUUUUUAUUCAAGCUUGUCGUGGUACAAACUUUGAUGAAGCUGUCGACAACGAUGAAGUUGAUGCUAAAACUCGACAAACAUUACCAUCUGAAGCAGAUUUUUUAAUUGCCUAUUCGGUUGUUCCAGGUUAUUAUUCUUGGAGAAAUUCUACAAAUGGCUCUUGGUUUAUGCAAGCAGUUAUUGACAUUUUUACUAAAUAUUAUAAGCAACUGGAUCUUAUAACAAUGUUAACUAUUGUUAAUAAUUCAGUUGCAACGGUCGAAUCUUCAACAAGUGAUCCGAGAUUCAAUAAUAAAAAGCAGAUCCCUAGCUGUGUUAACAUGCUACGUAAGCUAGUCUACUUU
Molecule: messenger RNA, 639 nt
Organism: Trichoplax adhaerens
Lineage: Eukaryota; Metazoa; Placozoa; Uniplacotomia; Trichoplacea; Trichoplacidae
Exons: 2
Biological process (GO): proteolysis; apoptotic process
Cellular component (GO): cytoplasm
Source: RefSeq, a predicted model, not a curated record